This is a messenger RNA of Thamnophis sirtalis, 1844 nucleotides long. Lineage: Eukaryota; Metazoa; Chordata; Lepidosauria; Squamata; Natricidae. The record is from RefSeq and is a predicted model, not a curated record.
CUGGGUCCCCCACUCUUAAAUCUGGGUUUUGCUUCAAUCUUGAACUGAAAUGGUAUGAAAAGAAGAUUGGCUUGGAAAGCCUCUUAAAUUCCUUGACUGUGUGUAGCUCUCUGAUUACAGCAUCCCAGAGAUAAUGCCAUCCUUGCCUAAUGAGGGAGAUAACCAAGGAACCACUUCUUUGUCUUUGAGUUCAAGCUUAUCUUUCCAAAGCUCAAUUAGGAGAAAAGUCAGAGAGAAGAAAAAACAUGCAACCAUUACUGCGAAUAUUGCUGGCACAAAAUAUGAAAUUGCUACCAGAGAAUCAACCAUUUUCCUGGAAUGGGGGAAAUCUGUAGGAAGGACUUCUUGGCACGAAACAUGACUAAAAUGAUCAAGUCUCAGCCGCAGGAAUAUAGUUUCAUUCCUCGGACAUGGAUUUUUCCAGCAGAGUUUACCCAGUUCCAGAACUAUGUAAAAGAACUUAAAAGAAAGCGCCGACAGAAAACGUUUAUAGUCAAACCAGCUAAUGGGGCCAUGGGACAUGGGAUCUCCCUUGUCAGAAAUGCAGAAAAACUUCAUUCCCAGGACCACCUCAUCGUUCAAGAAUACCUUGACAAGCCCUUCCUUAUGGAAGGGUACAAAUUUGAUUUAAGGGUGUAUAUUCUGGUAACUUCAUGCGAUCCACUUAAAAUAUUUUUAUACCAUGAUGGAUUAGUGAGAAUGGGCACAGAGAAAUAUCAUCCACCCAAUGAAUCCAAUAUGAGCCAGUUGUAUAUGCACCUGACCAACUACUCUGUGAAUAAGCACAAUGAGCAUUUUGAACGGGAUGAAACAGAAGAUAAAGGCAGUAAGCGCUCUAUAAAGUGGUUUACUGAGUUUCUGCAAACAAAUCACCUUGACGUUUCCAAAUUCUGGAAUGAUAUUUCAGAGUUAGUGGUGAAGACACUUAUAGUAGCAGAGCCACAUGUCCUUCAUGCUUAUCGUAUGUGUAGACCAGGGCAAUCUCCUGGAAGUGACAGCGUUUGCUUUGAAGUUCUGGGAUUUGAUAUUCUGCUGGACAAGAAACUCAAGCCUUGGCUACUAGAGAUUAAUCGAGCCCCCAGCUUUGGUACUGACCAGAAAAUUGAUUAUGAUGUGAAAAAAGGUGUCCUUUUGAAUGCAUUACAGCUUCUCAAUAUCAGGACAAGCGAUAAAAGAAAAAAUUUAGCCAAGCAAAAAGCAGAAGCUCAGAAGAGACUGUACGGCCAAGGGUCAAUGAAAAGGCUGUCACCUAUAUCUUCUGACUGGGAAAAGCAACGACGUUCCCUAGAAAGGAGGAGAGAAGAACUGAAAGAGAGACUUGCACAAGUACGCAGGCAGAUCUCCAAAGAAGAGCAUGAAAACAGGCACAUGGGAAAUUAUAGGCGUAUUUACCCUCCCGAUGAUAAAUUUCUACUUGAAAAAUAUGAAGGUUUGUUAGCCACAGCUUUUCAAACAUUUCUUGCUGGGAGGGCAGCUUCACUUCAACGGGAAAUGAACAACCCUUUGAAAAGGAUGAAGGUCCUGAUAGUCUUUUCUGCAUCUUCGUUUGAGUCAAACAGAUGCCCACUAAGGUAUUCCUUCAAUUUUGGGAAAAAGUGGAAGUUGCACAGAACCAAGUCUGGACUCUUAUGACGGAUGAAAUAAGAGAGGUAUAGAGGUGGAAGAGAUGGAAAGGACUGUCAGGACCUGGUUGAAGAGAUUUAAAGUGUGGAGUUCUUUUGUGACAGCUGUAAAUCAUUUGGACAUCAUUGGCAAACGAAGAAGACAUAUUGGAUCUUCUGGAACAGUGUGAACUUGAUGAUGAGAAACUAAUGGGAAAAUCUGUCAAAUCACGUGGACCAAAG